Molecule: messenger RNA, 2067 nt
Organism: Dovyalis caffra
Lineage: Eukaryota; Viridiplantae; Streptophyta; Magnoliopsida; Malpighiales; Salicaceae
Source: the annotation of a GenBank genome assembly
AUGGAAGUUACGCAAUCCCCUCUUUCUCUUCACCUCCAUUUUCCCCCUCCAAAUUCUCUUAACCACCACAACAAUAACAUCCACAAACACUUCUCCAAAAUCAAAUCCUCUACACGAACCCAACCAAUCCAAACCCAAAACCCCACAAUCCCCAACAAAAAAUUCUCCAAAAAACAUCAACAAUUCGAUGAAAAAGAUGCAUUUCCAGCAUCAUUACCACUCCACAAGAAAAAUCCCCUAGCCAUUUACAAAGACAUUCGAAGAUUUGCCAGGCAAAACCAGCUCAAAGAAGCACUUACCAUUAUGGACUACAUGGACCAACAAGGCAUCCCAGUUAACCCCACCACUUUCUCUGCCCUUAUAGCUGCUUGCAUUCGAGCAAAAUCAUUAACCAAAGCGAAAGAAAUACAUACACAUUUACGCAUAAAUGGACUUGAAAGCAACGAGUUCUUGCGUACAAAACUGGUCCACAUGUACAUUUCUUGUGGUUCUAUUGAAGAUGCCAAAAGGGUGUUUGAUAAAUGUACUUCUACCGCUAGUGUGUAUCCAUGGAAUGCCUUGAUUAGAGGGACUGUGAUAUCAGGUAAAAAAAGAUAUGGGGACGUGCUUACUGCUUAUCAAGAAAUGAGAGUAAAUGGUGUUGAAUUGAAUGAGUAUACUUUCUCCAAUGUCAUUAAGAGUUUCGCAGGCGCUUCGGCACUUAAACAAGGGUUUAAAACACAUGCUAUUAUGAUAAAGAAUGGAAUGAUAAGUAGUUCAGUUCUUAAGACUAGUUUGAUUGACAUGUAUUUUAAAUGUGGAAAAGUUAGGCUUGCGCAUAAUAUGUUCGAAGAAAUGCAUGAAAGAGAUAUUGUUGCAUGGGGUGCGAUAAUUGCUGGAUUUGCACACAACAGGCGUCAAUGGGAAGCAUUGGAUUGUGUUAGGUGGAUGGCUAUUGAAAGGAUGUAUCCGAAUUCGGUUAUCAUAACUACAAUUCUUCCUGUGAUAGGAGAAGUAUGGGCGAGGAGAUUAGGCCAGGAGGUUCAUUGCUAUCUUUUGAAGACGAAGGGUUAUUCAAGGGAGUUGACGAUUCAGUCAGGGUUAAUUGAUAUGUAUUGCAAAUGUGGGGACAUGGGUUCGGGGAGGCGUGUGUUUUAUGGAUCACGGGAAAGGAAUGCUAUUUCUUGGACUGCUUUGAUGUCUGGGUAUGCGUCUAAUGGGAGGCUUGAGCAGGCUUUGAGAUCAGUUGUUUGGAUGCAGCAAGAAGGGUGUAGGCCUGAUGUCGUAACGGUUGCAACUGUUAUUCCGGUUUGUGCCAAGUUGAAGACUCUGAAGCAUGGUAAGGAGAUUCAUGCAUUUGCUGUCAAGAAAUUGUACUUGCCAAAUGUAUCUUUAACUACUUCUCUGAUAAAAAUGUACUCAAAGUGUGGUGUUUUGGAUUAUAGUGUCAAGUUGUUUGAUGGUAUGGAGGAUAGGAAUGUGAUCGCAUGGACAGCCAUGAUCGAUUCAUAUGUAGAAAAUGGGUGCACAUAUAAAGCAUUUAACGUAUUCAGGUUUAUGCAGUGGUCAAAGCAUAGGCCAGACUCUGUUACAAUUGCAAGGAUGUUGUGUAUUUGCAGUGAAAUUAAAGCGUUGAAGCUUGGGAAAGAGAUUCAUGGACAUAUUUUGAAGAAAGAUUUUGAAUCCAUUCCUUUUGUUUCAGCUGAACUUGUCAAGAUGUAUGGGAGUUGCGGAUUCGUUCUUAGUGCAAAAUCAGUGUUCAAUGCCGUUCCUGUCAAAGGUUCAAUGACAUGGACGGCCAUUAUAGAGGCAUAUGGAUAUAAUAAGCUAUGGCAAGAUGCAAUCAAACUUUUUGAUGAGAUGAGAACGAGGUUCACUCCUAAUGAUUUCACUUUCAAAGUGGUUGUAUCAAUUUGUGAGCAAGCCGGAUUCGCAGAUGAUGCUUGCAGAAUCUUCAAACUAAUGUCUGAAAGAUAUAAAGUUAAGAUAUCUGAAGAACAUUAUGCUAUCAUCAUUGGACUUCUUAACCGUUCCGGUCGCACUAGGGAAGCUCAAAGGUUUAUAGAAAUGAGUAAUUUAUUGUCUUGA